CGGUGAGCCCAGAUCAGUUGAUUUUCAAACUUCAACAGGUGUUGAUCGCAUACUAACAGGAAUAUACACACACGCGGUAGAUAGAGCGCACGAGUCAACGAAAUCGCGAAAAUACUAAUUCUUGGAUUACUCCACUUCAAUUUUUGAGCCGUAGCCAUCAGCGAGCAGAAUUUUCUAAAAGUUUGCUCAUCCGCUAAUCUUAGAAUGGGUCGCCAGGCGAGACUGGUGCUGUUGUUGGUCGUGUGCCUUGGGGCGCUACGGGCCAGCCACUCGAGCACCCUGAAACCGACCAUCCACUUGAUUAACGAUGACAUAAUGGACAACGAGCUGAGCGCCAGCGAGGAUAUUGCGGACAAGAACAGCCUGAAGAUCUCCACGCCCAAGGGGAAGGAGCUGCCGGUGGACACGACCACGAAGAGUGCCAUCAAGAAGACUGUGGCCUCGACCACCCAGCAGCCCAUCAGCGAGGAGACGCUCAAGGAUCUGCUGGAGGCAUCCAAGCACAACCUGGCCCUAGCCGAGGAUCCGCGCUUUAACAAGAUGCUGCCCAAGGCACAGAAUGCCACCUCCACUGUCAUCAGCAUGCUGACCGCCAGCAAAAGUGGCAAGAAUGCCACCAGCAGCGAUGAGAAUGAGGAGUAUGACGACAACUAUGGCUACGAUGAGGACGACUACACAUACUUUGAUGAGGAAAAGGAGACCUCGACCAGCGCAAGUCCCAAGAAGAGCCGAACCACCACCACCCGCCAGCCCAAGCUGCUGCCCAUCGUGGAAAACGCCUCCACCAAGUCAAAGGUGAAGGGCGCUGUGUCGAAGACCAAGGAGAACACCAUUGACACCGAAAACGACUCCAACUACGAGGACUACGACGGGGACGACGAUGACGAUGAUGAUGAUGACGACGACGACGAUGUGCCCCAAGGGGAAGCGGAUGAUCUGGCCGACGAUGAGCAGGUUGUGUUCAGUGAGAAUGUUCCCUGCCCCAGAUACUGCGUCUGCUCCCGAAACGUCAACAGCUACCUGGUGGCCACCUGCAGCAGACUGGAUCCCGGCACCCAGAAGUUCGGCUCGGACAUCACCGACCUGGUGGUGACCAAUGUGGGCCCCAAGUACCCGAUUCUGCUGGGCCCCAAAUUCUUCCAGGGUCUGGGCCUGAAGUUCGUUGCCUCCAUUAAGAUUGCCAACUGCACAAUUGAGUACAUGCACCCGGAGGCAUUCCACGGCCUGGAGGAGCUGUACGCGGUCAAUAUGACGGAUGUGGGCCUGGCCAUCAUCAAUCCGGACACCUUUGCCCAGAACAAGAAGAUGCGCAUGCUCACCAUCUCCGGCAAUGACCUCAGCGUCAUGUCCAGCCUCCACUACCUCCUCAAGUCUUCUAGCAUUGAGGAGCUGGACUUGUCGCGCAACAACCUUAUGGAGCUGAACCCCAGGGCCUUCUCGAAGCUGUCCAACAUCGUGUUCAUCAAUCUGGCCCAGAACAACCUCAAGAAGAUACCCGAGAAGGUGUUCGAGCCCGUGGAGACGCUGGAGGAGCUGGACCUGUCGUACAACUCGCUGAGUGAGCUGCCCCGAGGCAUCUUCAACGGAACCACACUCUCCAUACUCCACCUCAAGUAUAACGCCUUUACGGGCGACCUGCACUUCGGCAUUAAGGAGCUGCAGCAGCUGGAUCUGAGCUUCAACUCGAUUGUCCAGGUCCACCACAGCAUGUUCGACAAGAUGCCCGGACUGACCAACCUGAACCUGAAGGGCAACGGCAUCACCAAGAUCCAGCCGGACUCGUUCCUCACUCUGAAGAGUCUGCGCCAUAUUGAUUUGUCCAUCAACGAACUGGACCAGAUAUCCGGAAUGCUCUUCUUCAAGAACUCCGAGUUGGAUGUGAUCCGGCUUAACGACAAUCCGCGCCUCAGCCAGCUGCCCACCGAUGGCUUCCUCAGCUACAACGGAGAAUUCACCGUCUACUACCUGGACAUCUCCAACUGCGCCAUAGGCCCCCUGGGACACAAGACCUUCUCGACAAUGCCCCACCUGACCACCCUAAAGCUGGCGUGGAACAACAUCAACCAUCUGCCGCGUGAGAUCUUCACCACGCUGAACAAGCUGAUUGACUUGGAUCUGAGCAACAAUCUGAUUGCCAAGCUGGACGACCUCACCUUCAUGGAGAACAACGAGCUGACCAAGCUAAACCUGGCGGGAAAUCCCAUCAGUCGGCUGUCCGUGCGCCUGUUCAUGCCCCUGCACCAGCUGCGGGCUCUGGACGUGAAUGACUGUGAGCUGACCUCGCUCCUCUCGGACAGGCAGCUGGGCGUUGGCUACAAGAUUUUCGAGAGCUUGCGCAGCUUCAACGCCUCCGGAAACUUGAUCAAGAAGAUCUCCUCGGCCGACGUGAAAAGUUUCAAGAACCUGCGCUCCCUGGACAUCAACGGCAAUCCGCUCAAGUGCAACGCCGAGUUCCAAGACUUCAUCAGCUACGUUACCCUGCAGAUGCAGAUGACGCCCAAGAAGAUGCCGGUGCUGGCCAAUCUGGAGGAUGACGCCACCAUCCUCGAACUGGAGACGCAGGCCCAGGCAGGCUGGGCUCAACUGGCCCACGAGGUGUGCAAGCACGAGGAAGGGGCCAUGGCCAAGGCCGAUAGGGCGGAGCAGAAGCUGGAGAAGCGUCUGAAGGAGAGCGAGAAGAAGCUGGAUGAGGACGAGCAGAAGCUGCUCAGUGUCUUGGAUAAGAGUGUGCUGGACAAAAGCAAGUUGAUCAGCAUGCAGAAGAUCAUGAAGGGUUCGGCCAACGCCAAGGAGGAAGACACUGCUGAGGAGGAUCUGAACAACGGUGGCGAGGACAAGGAGGAUGAUGCUGAGGUUGACUAUGACAGCGAAGAGGAUGACGACGAUGAUGAUGACGAUGACGACGAUAAUGAUGAGCGCUUCGAGGAUGCCAAGGAUAAGAUCAAUACCAAGACUAAGACCGAGAAUGACUUUGACAAGUAUUUGGAGAAAGAGGUGAAGCCUAAGCUGAAGAACCAUGGCCUCAAGGUGGAGGAGAUCGACAUGUCCAAGGAGACACGUGACAGAUUCCUGCUGGAGAAAUUCGGCUUGGACAACUCAGAUGAGGAGGAGAUCUUCAUUGAGCGCGGCCACAUAUACUAUGGCGGGUACAACUUCUUGAUCCCAAUGAUCCUCGUGGUCUCGUGUGUGGUCCUCAUUCUGUUGGCCAUUGCCAAGGUCGUCAUUAUGGUUCUGCGUAAGCGCGGCGAGCGCUACCGCAUGGCUCUGCUGGCCUCGAAGAAUUCCUUCGUUUACCAGAAGCUCAGCGAGGAUAUUGUGAAGCCGGCCAGCAAGGAGCCGAAGCAACCAAAGGUGCACCGGUACGCGCCCAUCAAUCAGGUCUAAGUCCUUCGCUCCAUCGUCAUCGCAGUUCCGGGCAGGACUUCGCGGAAGUCGAAGUCGAGUUGCGCUGUUUUUCUAAUUUAUAAGAUUAUUGAUAGUUGAACAAGUGGAAAUUGCAUCAAACAACAAUGGUCACACCGAUACCGAUGGACGAUUGAACACACACACACACACACACACACGCACGCACACGAAGGCACAGAACCCGUUGUCGGAACCCACCGCCAGCGUCAGGAGAAAAAGUAUUAGCGAAAAUGAAAGGAAACACUGAAAGCAAAAACUGAGAAAUACUUCAAUCCAAAAAUGAGAAAGAGUAAAUAAUACGAUAAAUAACAAUUCCAUACCAUACCCACUAAAAUGUAUGAAAUAGCUGCAUAUGUAUGUUGUACUUAAUCCUGUUGCCACCACCUCCCAGGUGGGGGACAACAGCAGAAACAGGGCAACACUCCCGGACGGAGACCGAGCUCGAUUAGCAACCGUUUCGAGAGGAACGGACUUCCCACUGAUUGAGCCGCCCCUAUAGCCCGUAACCCAUAUCCCAACCUCUGCUGUAACCGCAUCCGUUAAACGAACGUAAGAGAAGAGAAUUUCGGAAACAUCUUGAAGAUUUAGUGCCAUUUUGCCAAAAUUCAAACCAACUGCUUCAAAACUAAACACGAGUCAGGAGGAGGGAGAAUUAAUAGUAACGAGAAACCAGAAGAUUGUAGUGGGAGUUUAAAACCGGAUCUGUGUAGAAAACUCUUAGACAACUCCAUGAAAUGACGUCUGAUUUGAAAUCUGAUCAACAGAUGAGAGAAACAAACAAUUAAAGCAUAAACUAAGUUAAGCCUUUUUUAUUAUCUUUUUUCCAAUCAAAUCAAGUAAUCGGUUGACUUACUUUGACUUUGAAACCAAUUCCGAAAACAAUAAAUUAUUUUAACCAAA
This is a messenger RNA of Drosophila miranda, 4305 nucleotides long. RefSeq lists its product as uncharacterized. The coding region runs from base 205 to 3384 and encodes 1059 amino acids. The record is from RefSeq and is a predicted model, not a curated record. The transcript is spliced from 7 exons. Lineage: Eukaryota; Metazoa; Arthropoda; Insecta; Diptera; Drosophilidae. Gene Ontology annotation, molecular function: protein binding.